This is a messenger RNA of Chiloscyllium plagiosum (whitespotted bambooshark), 5462 nucleotides long. The record is from RefSeq and is a predicted model, not a curated record. Lineage: Eukaryota; Metazoa; Chordata; Chondrichthyes; Orectolobiformes; Hemiscylliidae.
GAGCCGGUCGAGAGAGAGUCACCGCCUCGGGUCGCUGGCCGCGAGGAGGCGAAAGAGGAGGACCACAACUGCCCGGCGUCUCCCCCCUCGCCCCUGCCUGCCGACGAGGGCCCGGCGUCACCGUGGGAAGAGCCGGACCGGAAACCCGGUGCCGCGGAGCCGGGGGAGGGGCCCGAGGGUCUCCGGGAGGGUGCCGGCGUCGGCGCUCACCGCUGCCCCCUGUGCCCGCGGAGUUUCGCCGCGCCCUCGGAGCUCGAGGCGCACCGGCGCUCCCACGGCGGCGCCGGCACCGCCGGCGACCGUCUGCUGCGGUGCUCGGUCUGCCGGGACUCCUUCCGCCAGCCGGCCGACUUCUUCGGCCACCGCUGCCCGCCGGGCGGGGGCUGCCGCUGCCCGCCGGGCUGCAGCGAGCCCUGCCGGUGCGCCGCGGCCGGCCGGGAGAAGCCCUGCCAGUGCAGCGCCUGCCACAAAGUCUUCCGGCGCCUCUCGUCCUUCCUGGUGCACCGCUGCGGCGCUGCCCGGCAACCGGACCGGCCCUUCCGGUGCGACGUGUGCGGCAGGAGGUUUGCCCAAGCGUCCAAGCUCGAAGACCAUCGGCGCACCCACACCGGCGAGCGGCCCUUCAGGUGUGACGUGUGCGGGAAGCUCUUCUCUCAGUCCUGUAAGCUCCUGGCCCACCAGUGCAUCCACACCGGGGAGAAGCCCUUCCGGUGCCAGGCCUGCGGCCGCUCGUACAACCGCUUGGACAACCUGCGCCGGCACCAGCGCUCCCACCUGGUGGAGCGGCCGCACGUCUGCCCGGUCUGCGGGCGGGCCUUCGCCGACCCUGACCGCCUGCUGUGCCACCAGCGCAGCCACGCCGCCGAGAAGCCCUUCCGGUGCCCCGCGUGCGGCCGCGGCUUCGCCCGCUCCGCCAAGCUGGCCCUGCACCGGUGCCCGCGCGCCGUCGGCGGCCCCCCCGGCGAGCGCCUGCACCGCUGCGGCGACUGCGGCAAGACCUACAGCCGCCCGGAGAACCUGCGGCGCCACCGGCGCUGCCACGGCCGGCUGCGCAAGGGCCUGCACUGCCUGCUGUGCCAGAAGACGUUCAACCUGUUCUCCACCUUCCUGGCGCACCAGGCGCUGCACACCGGCGAGAAGCCCUUCCGCUGCGGCGUCUGCCACAAGGGCUUCGGUGCCUCCGGCUCGCUCCUGGCCCACCAGUCCAUCCACACCGGUCAGAAGCCCUACCGCUGCGGCGACUGCGGCAGCAGCUACAACCGCCUGGACAACCUGCGGCGCCACCAGCGGUCGCACCAGGGCGGCCCGGCCCCGGACGGGGAGGGGCGGCGGAGGAGGAGGAGGAGGGAUGCCGCGGUCAAGGCCGCCCAGGAGGAGCGGGCCGCCCGCCUCCAGCUGGUCUUCAGGUGCGAGGUCUGCGGGGAGACGUUCCCGGCGCUGUCUGACCUGCAGGCCCACCGUCUGGGCCACUCGGAGACUUCAUUCCCCUGUGACGUCUGUGGGGAGACGUUCCCGGCGCUGUCUGAGCUCCAGGCUCACCGUCUGGGCCACUCGGAGAACUCGUACAAGUGCGACGUCUGCAGGGAGACGUUCCCCGCACUGUCUGACCUGCAGACUCACCGUCUGGGCCACUCGGAGACUUCAUUCCCCUGUGACGUCUGCGGGGAGACGUUCCCGGCGCUGUCUGACCUCCAAACUCACCGUCUGGGCCACUCGGAGACCUCGUACGGGUGCGACGUCUGUGGGGAGUCGUUCCCCACACUGUCUGACCUCCAAACUCACCGUCUGGGCCACUCGGAGACCUCGUACGGGUGCGACGUCUGUGGGGAGACGUUCCCCACACUGUCUGACCUCCAAACCCACCAUCUGGGCCACGCGGAGACGUCAUUCCCCUGUGACGUCUGCGGGGAGACGUUCCCCGCGCUGUCUGACCUGCAGACCCACCGUCUGGGCCACUCGGAGACUUCAUUCCCCUGUGACGUCUGCGGGGAGACGUUCCCCGCGCUGUCUGACCUGCAGACCCACCGUCUGGGCCACUCGGAGACUUCAUUCCCCUGUGACGUCUGCGGGGAGACGUUCCCGGCGCUGUCUGACCUCCAGACUCACCGUCUGGGCCACUCGGAGACCUCGUACGGGUGCGACGUCUGUGGGGAGACGUUCCCCACACUGUCUGACCUCCAAACCCACCAUCUGGGCCACGCGGAGACGUCAUUCCCCUGUGACGUCUGCGGGGAGACGUUCCCCGCACUGUCUGACCUCCAGACCCACCGUCUGGGCCACGAGGAGAGGCGGGAAGGACACCGCUGUGACUCCUGUGGGGAGACAUUUCUCCGACCGGAUGAGCUUCUGGUGCACAGCUAUGUGCACGCAGGCGAGCGCCCCUUCACCUGCACCGUCUGCGGGCGUGGUUUCACCAAAGCAUCUUCCCUGUGUGCCCACCAGGCUAUCCACACCGGCCAGAAGUCUUACCGCUGUCCUGUCUGCCCAAAGAGCUACAACCGUCUGGAUAACCUGAGACGUCACCAACGUGUGCAUUUGGGGGAGCGGCCCUUCCGGUGCACGGUGUGCGGCGAGGGCUUUGUCUCCUCGGCUCUCCUGCGUGCCCACCGGGCGGCCCAGCACCCUGGCGUCACCCGCGCUCCCCCCUCCUCCUCCUCCUCCUCCCCCCAACCACCACCGGUGUCCGCCAACCGCCCCGCGUCCCCGGACCCGGUCAUCCAUGUGGCCACGCGCUUUGAGUGCCGGGUGUGCGGCGAGGGCUUUGCUGACUCACUGGGACUCCGCGCCCAUCGCUCUCUGCACCUCCAGCCCUCCUACCAGUGCCCUGAGUGCGGGGAGAUCUUCAACGACUCGUCUUCGCUACAAUCCCAUCGCUUGACCCACGUAGACUCGUCCUACCCGUGUCCCGAGUGUAGGGAAAUCUUCGAUGAUUUAUCAUCGCUACAAACCCAUCGCUUGACCCACGUAGACUCGUCCUACCAGUGUCCCGAGUGUAGGGAGAUCUUCGAUGAUUUAUCAUCGCUACAAACCCAUCGCUUGACCCACGUAGACUCGUCCUACCAGUGUCCCGAGUGUAGGGAGAUCUUCAAAGAUCCAUCAUCGCUCCAAACCCAUCGCUUGACCCACGUAGACUCGUCCUACCAGUGUCCUGAGUGUAGGGAGAUCUUCGAUGAUUUAUCAUCGCUCCAAACCCAUCGCUUGACCCACGUAGACUCGUCCUACCAGUGUCCCGAGUGUAGGGAGAUCUUCGAUGAUUUAUCAUCGCUCCAAACCCAUCGCUUGACCCACGUAGACUCGUCCUACCAGUGCCCUGAGUGUAGGGAGAUCUUCGAUGAUUUAUCAUCGCUCCAAACCCAUCGCUUAACCCAUGUAGACUCGUCCUACCAGUGUCCCGAGUGUAGGGAGAUCUUCGAUGAUCCAUCAUCGCUACAAUCCCAUCGCUUGACCCACGUAGACUCGUCCUACCAGUGCCCUGAGUGUAGGGAGAUCUUCGAUGAUUUAUCAUCGCUCCAAACCCAUCGCUUGACCCACGUAGACUCGUCCUACCAGUGUCCCGAGUGUAGGGAGAUCUUCGAUGAUUUAUCAUCGCUCCAAACCCAUCGCUUGACCCAUGUAGACUCGUCCUACCAGUGUCCUGAGUGUAGGGAGAUCUUCGAUGAUUUAUCAUCGCUCCAAACCCAUCGCUUGACCCACGUAGACUCGUCCUACCAGUGUCCCGAGUGUAGGGAGAUCUUCGAUGAUUUAUCAUCGCUCCAAACCCAUCGCUUGACCCACGUAGACUCGUCCUACCAGUGUCCCGAGUGUAGGGAGAUCUUCGAUGAUUUAUCAUCGCUCCAAACCCAUCGCUUGACCCAUGUAGACUCGUCCUACCAGUGCCCUGAGUGUAGGGAGAUCUUCGAUGAUUUAUCAUCGCUACAAUCCCAUCGCUUGACCCACGUAGACUCGUCCUACCAGUGUCCCGAGUGCGGGGAGAUCUUUGAUGAUUCCUCCUCUCUCCAAACUCAUCGGGCUGUCCACGCCAAUGCCUCAUACCGCUGCCCUGAGUGCGGUGAGGUGUUCGCCGACUCGCCCGCCCUCCAAGCUCACCGUCUGAGCCACGCCGACGCCUCGUACCAGUGCCCCGAGUGCCGGGAGAUCUUCGACGACUCCCCUUCCCUGGCCGCCCACCGGCUCGGCCACGUCGACGCCGGUUACCGGUGCGCCGGCUGCGGCCAGGACCUGGAGGGCGCCCUGGCCCUCUCCGCCCACCGGUGCCCGGCCGCGCCGGGAGACAAGCCCUUCCGGUGCCUGCUGUGCGGCAAGGGCUUCAGCCAGGCCGUCUCGCUCAGGAAGCACCGGUGUGCCGGCGGUGGGAGGGGAGCCGAGGGGGUCCCCCCGAGUCCGCCAGCCGUGGUCCCCAGGGGCUCCCGGCUCUCCCGGCGCCCCGGGGAGCGCUGCUUCCGCUGCCCGGCGUGCCCCAAGGGCUACAACCGCCUGGACAACCUUCGGCGGCACCAGCGAGUGCACCUGGGCGAGAGGCCCUUCCGGUGCACGGCGUGCGGCGAGGGCUUCCCGUCGUCGGCCUCUCUGCGGGCACACCGGGCGUCCCGGCACUCUGGGCGCCCCCCACCGCGGCGCGGGGGCGCCCCCUUCGAGGGAGGUCCCUUCCCCUGGGGGGGCAGGGGGGAGGCGGUGGCGCCGGAACCCUGCCCCUCCCCGGGGUCGGCGCUCGGCUGCGACCUGUGCGGUGAGCGGCUGCCAGAUGCCCUCUCCCUCCGCACCCACCGCCUCCUGCACACCUGGGGGGAGGCCGGGGGCAGGGAGGGGCGGGAGGAAGGGGACGCCUGCCGGUGCCCGCAGUGCGGUGCCACCUUGCCCAGCCCCUCUGCCCUGGACGAGCACCUCCUGCUGCACGCCUGGGAGCGGCCCUUCGGCUGCGACGUGUGUGAGGCGCGGUUCGCCGACUCCUGUGCCCUGACCGAGCACCAGCUGGGGCACGGCGCGGGGCUCGGCACCCCCGCCCUCCCCCGGGUGGGGACAGGCGCCUCCCCUCCCUCCUCCUCCCCCUCCCCUUCCCCCUCCCCCUCCCCUUCCUCCUCCAGCGCCCACCACAAACCCUUCACCUGCCCGGUGUGCCAAAAGUCCUUUGGCGCCGGCCCGGCACUGCGCGCCCACCGCACCAUCCACACCGGCGACAAGCCCUACCGCUGCCAGGUCUGCGCCCGCAGUUACAACCGGCUGGACAACCUCCGCAGGCACCAGUCCGCCCACCUCAAGGCGCCGCAUUGACCGGCAAUAGCGCUGAGUCCCCCCCCCCCUCGCACACCCACCGCGUUCCCCGGCGUCACCCGCCAGAACCAGGGUGGGGGGGGGGGUGGUGGUGUGUAUCUGGGCAGAGGGAGCCGCGGCAAACCGGCUCCCCCCUCCGGCCCCAGGCAGGGGGCGCUCUCUCGCUCUCUUCCCCCCCCCCCCCCCCCCCCACC